AUGGCCGUCAGUCAGCUUUGGACGCGCACGCCACAAGCGAGCGAUGACGAGAAAAUGGCGACCUCGGAGUAUGAAGAGUACUCCAGCGAGCUUUCUGAGCCAGAUAGCACCUCUCCAAGUGAAGAGGGAUCGGCUACGCCUGAUACUGAGACGUACGACUCGGGCUCCGAAGAGACCGAGUGCGACGAAGAUGAAUACCGCGAUUUCCAACGACGUGACAACGUGUGGGUGAAACCGAAAGGCACCCAGACGUGGUAUCAGGGCGUCAUUACGAAGAUCAAGGAGCCAACGGAACCGUCGCAGCUAAAGCGCGGGCCAUUAUACCUCGUCGUCUUUCGGCGAUAUCAUGCGAAUCUCCGCGCAUGGUUCUCGCCGCUCGAGGGCAACAUGCGGCGAGACACUCCGCGAGAUCGGGCUCACAUACACAGGGCCUCAGACUCAUAG
Molecule: messenger RNA, 444 nt
Organism: Trametes versicolor FP-101664 SS1
Lineage: Eukaryota; Fungi; Basidiomycota; Agaricomycetes; Polyporales; Polyporaceae
Exons: 3
Coding region: 1-444 (147 amino acids)
Source: RefSeq, a predicted model, not a curated record